AUGAUUGCAUCAGGACUCAGCACCACCGUCGGCUUCAUUGCCGUGGUUGCAGUAUGCCGCCCAAUGGAGUACACUUGGGAUAAUGCAAGCGCCGCUACGAUAGUCCGACUGCCGUACUUGCAAUACUAUAACCAAGUCGAGAAUUACUUGCAUAACAUUGCAAAUAUUGUUUUGUGGUCGAUUCUCGAAUGUGGCAUCGGUAUCAUUGCCGGCUCGCUGCCGUCUUUGAGGCGACUGCUCAAGUUCUGGCUAGAUAAGUCCAGCAAGGGGUCUUGCAACAACACAGGGUCGAAUGGUCUGAAUGCUAUAUCUGGAAUGCAGGCUGGAAGCAACGGUGUCAGAAUGAAUAACCUCAGCGGGCGAGGCUUGACAGUUUCGAACUGCCAAAGUGGCCCUCACGACACCUGGGUUCAGCUGGAUGAUGAUUCCGAUAGCCAGAAGCACAUCAUCAUGAGAACUCAAGAAGUUACGGUCCAAUACGAACUAGAUGGUCAAUCUCGUGGACGUUGA
This is a messenger RNA of Colletotrichum lupini, 510 nucleotides long. RefSeq lists its product as uncharacterized. The transcript has 3 exons. NCBI's taxonomy places the organism in Eukaryota, Fungi, Ascomycota, Sordariomycetes, Glomerellales, Glomerellaceae. The record is from RefSeq and is a predicted model, not a curated record. The coding region runs from base 1 to 510 and encodes 169 amino acids.